Molecule: messenger RNA, 591 nt
Organism: Capsella rubella
Lineage: Eukaryota; Viridiplantae; Streptophyta; Magnoliopsida; Brassicales; Brassicaceae
Product: ocs element-binding factor 1
Exons: 1
Coding region: 1-591 (196 amino acids)
Biological process (GO): positive regulation of DNA-templated transcription
Cellular component (GO): nucleus
Molecular function (GO): transcription cis-regulatory region binding; DNA-binding transcription factor activity
Source: RefSeq, a predicted model, not a curated record
AUGUCUGAACCGGUUCUUUCCAAUCAUGUACCGGCUUUGGAAACUGGAUUCACCCCAUGGGACGACGCAUCGGAUCUAUUCUCCAUUUUUAAUUCACCGGUUCGUCCCAUGGAAGUCAAUCCUGGUUUAGAUAAAAUAAACCCAACUCAAAUCCAGAACCAACGUUAUUCCAGUCCGGGUUUUAAAGACAAACCCUUGAAACACACUGGUUCGAGCGGUGUCUCUUCGGAUAAAGACGAUCGGCGAAAGAAACGAAAGCUAUCGAACCGAAAAUCAGCUCAACGGUCGAGGAUCAAGAAACAAAAACACCUAGAAGACGUGAGAAGCAAACUUAACCAGCUCAAAUUCGAGAACCGAGAAUUGAAAAACCGGCUCCGGUACGUUUUGUACCAUUGUGAACGUGCGAAGAUGGAAAGCGAUGGUCUACGGUUAGAACACCGUGCUCUCCACGAGAAGCUCUUGAGCUUACGACAAGCUUUGGUCAUGCGUCAAAUCCAACAGAACUCAACGUGUGCUACGUGGUCGUCUGUUAAUACUACUGUUGUUACAGUCCAACGAAAUCCUUCUAUGAUGAGAGAUCACGUAAUUUAA